Caenorhabditis bovis is the source of this 1521-nucleotide messenger RNA. Lineage: Eukaryota; Metazoa; Nematoda; Chromadorea; Rhabditida; Rhabditidae. The record is from the annotation of a GenBank genome assembly.
AUGAGCGCAAUAUCUGGAGAAACCAUGAAGAAGAAGAACUCUCAUCAAUAUCAAAUCCUCGCUGAGGAUAAAGCACAUAUCGUCAAAGAGAUCAUCAAUAGUUUGCCAAUUGACGAAGAAGACAUGGAAUUUCAAUCACGUCGUUUAGAGCUUUCUCCUACUUCCAGCCGUGCGAAUAUUGGAAUCUCGCAAAUCUCUUUACCACUUGCAUGGAAAACAAAAGAAACUCGCACCUUCUCCAUUUUUCUUGUUUUGCAAACAAGGACACGAGUAAUCGACACAAAAAUUAUUUCGAACAUCAAUCGGCAUACUACUGAUGUGAAUAUUCCCGACUCGUUCAUUUUUGACAAUGAGCCUGAAGACUUUUUUGUUGAAAUAUCCAUUUAUGGAGCACGAACUGAUUACGGACUUGAAACCAGUGGUGGAAGCUUGAGGAAUCGAAUUUCUCGUUCUCUUGGUAGAAAAUUCGGAUCCAGCGUGAAAACCCAGAAUAACGUACAAGAGAUGAAGAAGUCUCCUCAUUUCGAGCAAGCUGUUGGAGGAACCCAUUUCAAUCUUCUUGCUAAGGCGACAUUGGGGAUUACCGAUGCCGGAGAAACCGCCAAUAUCCACAAUUUGCGAAUGAAUGUCUUUGCCGAUUUAUCAGGACCACCACUUUACGGCCACCUUAUUUGUCGAAUGGCAAUUCAACCGCACUCAGUUUUACGACCUAUUGCUGAAGGAGUUCUUUCCGUCCGUCAUACAGAUGAUGAUAUCGAACUGGAGAAUGUUUUCGCAAGACUACAGGGAGGACAUUUGCAAUUUUUCACCGUUGGCGAUAUUUCGAGGCGUUCGAUGGAAACAGUUUUGAUAAUUCCAAUGAAUCAGCGGACUCGUGUAAUGUCCGCUUCAGCUCCAUUAACCCUUCUUUUGAAAACCGAAGAAACUGUUGAUGUUCCAGCAUCAACAGUAUAUCUUCGCGCCAACAAUCAGAAAGCCUGUGAUACCUGGAAACGAGCAAUUGAGCUGCAAAUCUAUGACAUUGGAAUUUGGGGCAAAUUCGCCACAAAUUCUACUAGCCUUCUCUAUAAGAAAAGAGAAGAUCCUGUGAAAGAAACAUUGAGUAGAGCAGCUGGAAGCAAUCUUUAUGAAACAAUUAGUAUUAAAGGAAGUGUGUCAAAAGCAGGCUUCGGAGGUUUGAGCCUUGUCCCAUGCGGACAAGAAGACUACGGUGCUCGUGCAGCGACUGCUCCGUCAAAACAUACCAAGCAGCGGGCGAAUGUUAUUGAUCUUUUCCAGAGCCCAAAGGCAACACGCAAAGAGGAAGAACCAUCGUCGUACGUGAUCCAAUUGAAUAUUGGUGAUGAUUCAGCUGAAAACGAGUAUUCCGCAUAUUCCCCAUUAUGUAGCUAUUCGAACAAGCAUAUGUCGAGCCUUAGAGUUAGAAAUAAUGAUUACAACAACAAGGAGCUGAAAAAAAGUUGGUCAAAGGCUAUCGGAAACAUGAUUGGUCGUGGUUCUACUCAAACAACGAAACUCUAA